This is a messenger RNA of Micromonas commoda, 4491 nucleotides long. Its product is annotated as set domain protein. Gene Ontology annotation, molecular function: protein binding. The record is from RefSeq and is a predicted model, not a curated record. Lineage: Eukaryota; Viridiplantae; Chlorophyta; Mamiellophyceae; Mamiellales; Mamiellaceae. The transcript has a single exon. Bases 1 to 4491 code for a protein of 1496 amino acids.
AUGGAGAAGCGCCCCGCCGAGGACCCGCCCGCGGGGGAGGAUCCUCCCAAGGCCCCUCGCGUGGGUCCCACGGCCGACGCGGACACGCAAACCACGGGAGGGUACCUCCCGCCCGCCCCGCCCGCGAAGGUCGACGCCUCCGUCGCGGCGUCGGAGGGUGUCGCCUCGGCUUCGCCCUACGGCCCCACCGCGCGCCUGGUGCCCGAGGCGAUGAUCACCGCGGCGGUGGCGGCGAUGCGCCGGGAGGACUUCCCGCGGAAAACGACGGAAAACGACGAGGACGAGGCGCCCGCGAUGCGCACGGAGACGCCGGACGAGAAGCCCCCUCCUCCCGCCAACGAGGAGACCCCUCCGGAGACGGAGCCGACGCCGAUGGAGGAUGAUGGCGAGGAGGUUGUCAUCGAGGAGCGCGCGUGGACGGGAGGAGAGACGCUUUCGACGGCGCCCGCGUCCUCGUCGCCUCACGCGCGCCCCGCGCCGCCGCACCCCCCGAUAUCCGCUCCCGCGAUCGUGCACGAGCCUCCCGCGCGCGCUCCGCCGCCGAAGGUGUUGCUCGAAAGUAGGCGAGGACCUACAACCCAGGAAGCCCUGGAUGCGCUGAAAGAAGAGUUGAGAACGCAUCGGGAGCGGGACCCGCACUGGCGCUUCCUGCAAGCUCACCAGUUCAAGACGGCGUGGGCGGAGGAGUGGCCAGGCGGUUUGUGGAUUGCUAACCGUGUCGGUGAUGGUGAAAGAGCGAGGAGAUACCGUGCGUCGAUGUCGGAGGCAGAGCUCGAGUUGCUCAACGAGCUGAUCUCAUCCACCGCCGCGGCGCCCCGCAAGCCCCUCUGGACCGUGCCCGGCCUGGACCCGGCGUCGCUGUGGAAAGCCAUCCAGCGCGACCCGGAUCCGUUCGCGCGCGACAUCCUACGGGACCUCGAACGCGCCGAACGCACCGAACCCUACCUCCAGGUGGGAGACCGAUGGCGAAGAGAACCGUGGGAGGUGAACCCCUACGAGCACAUCGGUCCGGGGUUCGUCGUCGCCGACGACUUGCCGGAACCCGACGCUUCGGAGGUUUGCGAGAAACUUCACACGACGAUGCCGCGCGGGUGGACGGACUUACCCCCGGAGCCGCCGAGCGCGAUGCUGAACGGCGCGAAGAUGGCCGCCGCUGUGGACGAUGUCAAAUGCCUCGAGUGCGGUCGCGCCGACGGCGAAGCUGAUUUCGUGCUCUGCGACGGGUGCCCCGACGACGACGUCAGGGGCGGGCACUGGCGGUGCCUCGGCAUGGCGCGCUUACCCACCGGCGAUUGGUUCUGCGAUCGAUGCGUGACGGACGGCAAGGGGACGAACGACGACGCGAUGUACGGCGAUGCGGGCGACGACGGGGCCGGUGACUCAUCGCCCGGUGACUCACCACCUGUGCCGUCGAUCGCCCCCAUCGUCCCUCUGCAUCCGUACGUCCCGAACGCGAAGCCGCGGGUCCACGACCGAGUUCCGCUGCGACUGGGCGUGGACGUGGAGGAACGGCCGAUGUGGGGGUGCGACUGCUACACGCGCGUCGCCGUCGACGCGGCGCUGUCGCGAGCGCCCGGGUACGCGGGCGACUGCGUGGACGCUCGACGGAGACGCGAUUUGUUUUUUUCCAAGUUGCUCAUGCCCGCGGUGCACACGAUGGGGGCGGACGGGUGGGAUCUCGCGUUGGCGGUGCAGAAGCUCGCGGCGGGGACGUCGCCGAGGGAACCGUACGACGACGCGGCGGCGCGGAACGAGGCUGGAGCGGACGGGGGCGGUGACUCACCGGGCGGUGACUCACCGGCUCCGUCGGCGUUUGAGAGGGACUUUGCGACGAUCAAGGAGGGCUGCGACGCCAUCCUUCGGGCGAUUCGCGAGGUUGACGAGGCUGCGCUGCCCACGGUGCCCCCGCCCAAGCCCGCGAAGGGUCAGAAGACCAAGCUACAGAUGGAAGGGACGGGCGUCGCGGGGAUUAAGGGUUCGAAGGAGUCGCGAGACGCCGCCGCCAACGCCGCCGGGAUCAAGCGACCCAUGACGGCUUUCUUCAUAUUCUCGCAGGAGCAACGGGCGUUGUUAAUCGAGCAACGCCCCGAACUCCGCACGAACAUCUCGGCGGUGGGUAAGCUGAUGGGCGAGCGGUGGCGGAAGCUGUCCGACGAGGAGAAGUUUCCCUACGCAAUCAAAGCCGAGGAGGCGAGACACGAGUACGAAAUCGCCGCGACAAAGGCGGAGGAGGAGGCUCACGCGGCGGCGAAGGCUCGCGAGGAGGCGGAGAUGGCCGCGCUGGCGCAGGAACGCGCGGACGCCGAGGCUAAGAAGGCGGAGGCGGCAGCCGCGCUGGAACGCGAGAUGGCGGAGGCUGCGGAGAAGGGGAUCAUACUGCAGGUGUACGGAGCGGGGCGAAAGCCUCGAAAACCGAACCAGUCAUCGCUCAAGUCACACAAGCGCCGACACUUUCGCAUGCACCCAAAGGGAAUCGGGAUCGUGUGCAUACGUCCCGAGGGGUUACCCCCCGGGACGUACAUUCAGGAUUACCUCGGCGAGCUGUACUCGCCGUGGCGGUGGUUCGAGCGACAGGACGCCAUCAAGAAGAGGGAGCCCGACAAGGAGCUCCCGGAUUUUUUCAACAUCACUCUGGAGAGACCCGCGGAGGACGCCGCCGGUCACGACGUGCUGUUCGUGGAGGCGGCGCACAGGUGCACGUUCGCGUCUCGGCUCUCGCACUCGUGCGCGCCCAACUGCCAGACGGUGGGCGUCGCGGUGGCGGACCAGACGGACCAAAAGUUGGACCAAAAGUUGGACCAAAAUAAUUUGGACCAAAAGUUGGGCCAAACCGCCGACCCGCCGCGGACGAAGCUGUCCAUCGCGCAGUACACGACGAGGCACGUGUCGUACGGAGAGGAACUCUGCUGGAACUACAGCUGCGUCACCGAGUCCGAGAAGGAGUACCGGGCCGCCAUAUGCCUGUGCUCGUCGACGACGUGCAAAGGCGCCUUUUUGGACUACGCCGGAUCAUCCGCGUUCACCGCGGUGAUGAACGUCCGGCACAAUUUCCUCGACCGCAACGCCCUGUUGAUCCGCGCGUGCUCCGAGCCCCUCACCUCAGACGAUCGCGCGAGGCUGGCGACGGCGGGGAUCAAGAGCGCGGCGCUGACGAUGCCGGGGGAGCGGACGCGAACCGGCGAGCGGGUAGAGUGCCCGGAAUGGCUCAUCAAGUGGGCGUCGCUCACCUUGGAGUACAUCGAGAUGGAGAAGGAGCUGCUGCCGGCGGCGCUGACGGCCAAACCCAUCGACGGCAUCGUGUACGACGCCGGGUUCGCCGCGGCGACCGCGGCGGGAGUCGUCGCCACGAGGAUAUCCAACCUGGUGGUGACGCUCGACAAGAUCAAGUACGUGAUGCGGCAGCCCGGUCAGAACCGCGCGCCUUUUCUCCGACACCUGUCCGACAACGAGGUCGUGGACCACCUGUUGGGGGACAUCCUCAAGCGAGCGGCGGACACGUUCGCGAAGAAGGUUGGCGUCAAAGCCGGGUUGCCGUUUUUCGGAGGAAAAGGCGCGAGAAACGCGGGCGCCGAGGCUAAGAUGCCAGCCGCGGUUGGACAGAGGGAGGGGGACGUCCUGAGGUUCAUCCUCGGCGUGUUGGCCAAGCCCCCGUCCGAGUUUACCCCCCAGGAGGCUUCGCAAACCCUGGAAACGUGCUCGCGGAAGAUUCGCGAUCUCGGCGCGGUGCACUGCGCGAUGGCGGAUCUGCUGCUCCUCUACGCGAGGACCGCGCACUGGUGCACUCCCGAGGCGUACGCGGGAUUCCAAUCGCCUCCCGUGCGACUGGUGCCGCUGCCCAAGGACAAGCUGGGUGGGCGGGAUCGACGGCUUAAGGACGGGAACGACGCAGGGGACGCAGCAGAGGGGACGACUGUUCAAAUUCCCGAGGGGACGACUGUUCCAAUUCCCGAGGGGACGGUUCAAAUUCCGCAUCCGCCUGACGGCGCUUCCGACGCCGCGCCGACGAAAUCGACGCUCGCGAACGGCCGCAAGCUCCCGGCGGUGUUCAAGGGCAACAUCGACAACGUCAUGAAGAAGAAGUACCAGCCGCACUUCGCGUGGGGCCAGCUCGUGUCGUGGUUCAAGCAGACCAUCUACGACCCCUCGGCGUCUUUAUCCGCCGAGCGAAGGGGCGCCAUGUCCUUACCCGACCCCGAGAGCGCGUACGGCGACAAGAACUACGUCACCGGGGACAGGCGAUCGAUGCUGCGACAGAUCGCGAGGGAUCCGAGCAAGAUGUGGCCGACGACGUGGGCGUGGUCGUUUCGUAACCCCGGCAAGGUGUACGGAUCUCCGUUCAUAGACGACGCGAUUAGAGCGGCCAAGGGGGAGGAGCGGACGCUGCCGGGGCUGCUGGAGGAGCUGAGGGCGGUUUUAGCGGAGGAAGGGGGGGGAGCGGGGGAUGGCGCGACGGGGGCGGCGGCGGCGGGAGGGAAGAAGAGGAAGAAAUAG